AUGUCUUCUUCCAUUCGGCGUGCGUUCCGACAAAACACAAAUAGUGAAGUCUACGAUAGCUCCUCCACAACAAAUUCAACUCCUACAAAGUCAUUCUUCGGAAGUUCUUUGCGCGGUCGGUCAGGCUCCAAGACGAACAAGCCAAGUGGCAACGAGCCUGGUUCGCCGUCGAGGACAAAGCGGACAAUUAAAACGUCCGACAUCACAUACAUUUUCUCUGAGGACAACACUAGCUUGAGAGACUUCUCACCAGAAUUUGGUCUUAGAAAUCUCGAAAAUUGCAACGAAGAUCGCUUUUCUCGACCCGGUUCACCUCCUCUGAUGAUCGAUAAGGCUCUCGUCGACCAGUUCCCCCUACCACCAGUCGUUCAUGCAUAUACCUCCCCUGACGUCCGCGUUCCAGUGACCAGUCCGGAUUUUGAGUACGGUCUCAGAGUGUGUUCCGAUGGAUUGUUGCCCCCUCCACACCCUCGAGUCCAACAGUAUAUGGAUGAGCAAAAAGCCUUGAACGGGUCACUUCGUCGUCAGCCUCUUGUCCGCUCCUCCUCUGUAACGUCUUAUUCUCGACCAACAGCUACUGCAUAUUCUGCACUGUUUGAGGAUAAUGGCAGCUCGACUCCCAGCUUGCCGCCAUCUCCAAGUGACCGUUCUUCCGUCACGCACCAUCACACUUACAGGCGACUACUUCAUUCACAGAGCCUUAGCAGUCGCUCCCCACCUCCUUCAGUAAAGACUUUACUCCACCAAAGGUCACAUUCGGAUAUGAACUUCGAUCGUCCUGGGAGUCGCAUUGGAUUAAGAGCACAAACGCCCGUGGGAACCCAGGAUAGGAUAGGAUAG
Messenger RNA from Lentinula edodes (shiitake mushroom), 840 nucleotides. RefSeq lists its product as uncharacterized. Lineage: Eukaryota; Fungi; Basidiomycota; Agaricomycetes; Agaricales; Omphalotaceae. The transcript has 2 exons. The record is from RefSeq and is a predicted model, not a curated record. Bases 1 to 840 code for a protein of 279 amino acids.